Molecule: messenger RNA, 519 nt
Organism: Beauveria bassiana ARSEF 2860
Lineage: Eukaryota; Fungi; Ascomycota; Sordariomycetes; Hypocreales; Cordycipitaceae
Product: POS9-activating factor FAP7
Exons: 3
Coding region: 1-519 (172 amino acids)
Cellular component (GO): nucleus; cytoplasm
Molecular function (GO): ATP hydrolysis activity; ATP binding; AMP kinase activity
Source: RefSeq, a predicted model, not a curated record
AUGAGGUCAUCACCAAAUAUCAUCAUAACGGGUACACCAGGUGUGGGAAAGACCACUCAUUGUGACAGCCUAGCGGAGAGAUUGGGGCUACGGCAUAUCUCUGUGAAUCAAGUUGUGAAAGAUAAAGAUUGCCAUGAGGGCUGGGACGAAACCUAUCAAAGCUGGAUUGUCGAUGAGGAUAAGCUACUGGACGCAAUCGAGGAUGAUGUGAAGCAGGGGGGCUGCUUAAUAGACUGGCAUGCCUGCGAUUUGUUCCCCAAAAGUUGGGUCGAUUUGGUAGUUGUGCUUCGGGUAGAUUCCACUACCCUCUACGAUCGGUUGAAAGCGAGAGGCUAUGCGGAAGUCAAGCUCCAGGAAAACCUAGAUUCGGAGAUCAUGGAGGUACUUCUGCAGGAGGCGAGGGAUGCUUAUGACGAUGAGAUCGUCAUCGAGCUUACUAGUAACACAUCUGAGGAGAUGGAGACGAACGUGGACCGAAUCGAGGCCUGGGUGACGCAGUGGAUGGCUGAUAAUAAUUAG